AUGACGACCACGACGACCCUACUGUAUCCAUCUCCCUCCUCGGCCUCGUCAAGUCUGCAUCUCUGCCUCAGCUGUGUGCUCAGCAAAAUCAUGAAAGUUUCGAUUUCCAUCCAUAGUCUUAUCGUCGCGGCCUGCCUGCUCGCGACGGUCCCCGCCAUACCCCUACCUCCCUCGAUAAAAUACAGCUACUCGAUGGCUGGCUCAGCCCUUCCUCCCGGGGCUGGCGAGACCGUCAGUUGGAACAUGGCUGGGACCGUCACCGUUAGACCAACUCAUAUCGAUAUAACAAAGCUCCCCGGACCACCGUUCAUCGUGAAAAAGGUGGCUGGCUAUGCCCAGUCAGAUAGUAUCUGGCACGACGUCAUGUUCGAGGCAUCUCUCGCGUACGGCUGCUAUACCUUCACGCUACAGCGAACGAUACGCUUCCACGCAUCUCCUGAAUAUAAAUUCGAGCAGAUCUUCCAGGAUAUUUACACGAUACCCGAUCGCACAAGACAUGGUUGCCAAGACGUGUCGCCGGGCAAACGCGAUAUAACACCGGCACGAGACGUCUGGGGCAUCAUACCAAUAUCGAGCAUUGCCAUCGCGUAG
Mixia osmundae IAM 14324 is the source of this 591-nucleotide messenger RNA. RefSeq lists its product as uncharacterized. The coding region runs from base 1 to 591 and encodes 196 amino acids. NCBI's taxonomy places the organism in Eukaryota, Fungi, Basidiomycota, Mixiomycetes, Mixiales, Mixiaceae. The record is from RefSeq and is a predicted model, not a curated record. The transcript has 5 exons.